Molecule: messenger RNA, 618 nt
Organism: Colletotrichum aenigma
Lineage: Eukaryota; Fungi; Ascomycota; Sordariomycetes; Glomerellales; Glomerellaceae
Gene: asaR-1
Product: C6 transcription factor asaR
Exons: 1
Coding region: 1-618 (205 amino acids)
Source: RefSeq, a predicted model, not a curated record
AUGCACACUUCAAGCUUCGUCAUCCGUAAAAUCGACUUCAUUUCGCGUCAGCAGUGGGUUGCCCUUCAGCAUCCCAACCCGUGGCUGAGCGAGUCUUUCACCACUAACCAGGACCUUCUCGAAGCUGUCGAGAUCCUCGAGAUGGGCAUGUCGUUUGGCAAGGACGAACUUUUACGACCGUUCCACUGGUUGACGCUUGCCUACCCCCAGUACCACCUCACGCUCUAUGUUCUCAGCCAUCUAUGCGCACGGCCUGACGGUUCACACGUCGACAGGGCGUGGAUAGUGGUUGAGGAGAUGAUGCGGCAGGUGAGACGUCGUCAGACAGAGGACGGUCUCCUACCCACGUCGAAUUGGAACGUCCUACUUGUCCUCUACUCGAAGGCGCUGAGCCGGAAGGAGAAUAAGGCCGGGAACGUCGCGAGUAAUGGUAGGACUCCCCAGCAGAUGUCUUUCUCGAGACUCGAAGAAUCUGCGGGUGGCCAGGAUAAUGAGGGGAUAUUAUCUGGUUUCAACAAUCAUGAGACAGAUUGGAAUGAAUGGGCACAGUUUGUAGACUGGGAUACCAUGAUACACGAGUUUCAAAAUGACGGCCUGGGGAUAGUAAACUUUCUUUGA